Echinococcus granulosus is the source of this 939-nucleotide messenger RNA. Its product is annotated as Protein kinase C and casein kinase substrate in neurons protein. The transcript is spliced from 10 exons. Bases 1 to 939 code for a protein of 312 amino acids. Gene Ontology annotation, molecular function: protein binding. Lineage: Eukaryota; Metazoa; Platyhelminthes; Cestoda; Cyclophyllidea; Taeniidae. The record is from RefSeq and is a predicted model, not a curated record.
AUGGAAAAAGUAUCUGACUCACGCUCAGGCUCAAAGGAGGAGACUCGAGACAAUAUUGAGGUACUAAUGUUUAAAAAUAAUAUUAGCUUUCAGAGAUCUCUAACGUUUUUUCCCGAUUCCAGUACUUGUGAUCUUGAAAAAGAACUUAAAGAAGUAAAGAGCAGGUUAGAAGAGGCCUCGAAAAGAAUCAAAGACGCAGAGGUGCUUAAAAGAAAUUAUCUUGCAAACAAGAAUAUGCACGAGAAGGCAAAUGAUCAGGAAAAGGAGCAGGAGAAACGGGUAAUGGAGGAUUCGCGCCGGAAACUUAGCGACUUUGUUAAAGAACUUGACCAAUGCAUUCCUCAGAUGCUUGCUAAGAAUGAUGAAGAACUUUACAAGUACAUGCUGAAAUACUUCACCAGUAAAUGCGAGUACCUGAACAGUACACUCUCGGAGACAAGAAAAAUACUGAAUCAAAUGAAAUUCGCAAGAGAGUCUAACCCUGCAUCAUCCAAAUACCCCAGGGUAUCUCCACUUUCUCCAAGCUCCCCCCCUGGACACCAGGCCCCUUCAAACGGCAGCACAGCAGAUGAUAAUGCCUACACUCAGCCGCUCAACCCUCCACCAAAGUCGGCUACCGAUGACCAUCAGGCCGAAGGCACGGCGGCAUCAACUCAUCCGACUGUCUCAAACAGCGACUCGAGGCACAACGGCUUAGGAACUAGUACCCACGAUCAGGCCAACAGUGAACUCGCCUCACGCACACCGCCCUUUGAUGUUAUUGCCGCUUUCGCUUACACAUCCGAGGAACAAGAUGAGCUAGAUUUCAAGGUGGACGAGCGUAUUACUGUUCUUCCCUGGGAAAAUUCCGAAGAUGAGGAACCGGGCUGGCUUUACGGAAAACAUCACGGAAGUGGACUAAAGGGCCUAUUUCCGGCCAAUUACGUGACACUAGCUUGA